Molecule: messenger RNA, 1230 nt
Organism: Rosa chinensis
Lineage: Eukaryota; Viridiplantae; Streptophyta; Magnoliopsida; Rosales; Rosaceae
Product: beta-amylase 3, chloroplastic
Exons: 5
Coding region: 1-1230 (409 amino acids)
Biological process (GO): polysaccharide catabolic process
Molecular function (GO): beta-amylase activity
Source: RefSeq, a predicted model, not a curated record
AUGUCUUUUUCAGUGGAUGCUUGGUGGGGAUUGGUCGAGAAAGACGGACCUUCCAAGUACAAUUGGGAAGGGUAUGCAGAGCAUGUGAACUUUGUCCAGAAGCAUGGCUUGAAGAUUCAAGUUGUCAUGUCUUUCCAUCAAUGUGGAGGAAAUGAGGCCAGGAAUCCUGAGUACAUAUCCUUGGGGUGUGAUUCAUUGCCUGUUCUUGGAGGAAUAACGCCCAUCCAGGUUUACACCGACUACAUGAAGACCUUCCAUGACAGAUUCAGAGAUUACUCAUGGGAGGCGUUAUUGUGGUUUGAGACUCAAUUUCAACUAUUUCUCCAGGAAAUUCAAGUCGGUAUGGGUCCUUGUGGUGAACUCAGAUAUCCUGCUUAUCCAGAGAGCAAUGGAACAUGGAAGUUUCCUGGAAUUGGAGAAUUUGAAUGCUAUGACAAGUCCAUGAAAGCUUCCCUGGAAGCAUCAGGAGAGGCACAAGGAAAGAGAGAUUGGGGAAGGACUGGACCCCAUGAUUCCGGCCAGCACAAUCAGUUUCCUGAAGACACCGGAUUUUUCAAAAGAGAUGGAACCUGGAAUACCGAGUAUGGACAGUUCUUCCUCGAAUGGUACUCAGAGAAGCUAUUAAGGAAUGGAAAUAGACUCCUGGCAGCUGCAAAAGGAGUAUUCCAAGGAACUGGAGCUAAACUAUCUGGAAAGGUAGCUGGGAUUCAUUGGCACUACAGAACAAGAUCCCAUGCUGCUGAAUUAACUGCCGGCUACUAUAAUACUAGACGUAGAGAUGGUUACAUACCAACAGCAAAAAUGUUCAGCAAACAUGGGGUUGUAUUAAACUUCACCUGCAUGGAAAUGAAAGAUGGAGAACAGCCUGACAAUGCAAAUUGCUCACCUGAGGGGUUAGUCCAGCAAGUAAAGAUGGCAACCAAGAGUGCUGGAAUUGAACUUGCAGGAGAGAGUGCACUGGAGAGGUAUGAUUCUGGUGCAUAUGGACAAGUUUUGGCCACAAGCAGAUCAGAUUCCGGCAAUGCGUUGAGUGCUUUCACAUACCUAAGAUUGAAUAAACGAUUGUUCGAAGGGGACAACUGGCGGAACAUGGUUGAAUUUGUGAAAGGCAUGGCUGAAGGUGCCCGGAAUAAAAGACUGUUAGAGUGUGACUCCACUGGAACCGACCUUUUUGUCGGGUUUAUCAAGGAGAAGAAUGUCCAGGAAGAAAAGGAAACUGUUCUUGUGUAG